Messenger RNA from Amphiprion ocellaris (clown anemonefish), 2755 nucleotides. RefSeq names its product outer dynein arm docking complex subunit 1 (gene odad1). Bases 214 to 1875 code for a protein of 553 amino acids. Gene Ontology annotation, biological process: outer dynein arm assembly; cilium movement. NCBI's taxonomy places the organism in Eukaryota, Metazoa, Chordata, Actinopteri, Pomacentridae. The transcript is spliced from 14 exons. Gene Ontology annotation, cellular component: axoneme. The record is from RefSeq and is a predicted model, not a curated record.
UUGCUAACAUCACAGGUCGCUGCUCGGUGCUGAUAGAGGUCGCUACUUGCUUUUGAGCUUAUUUCUUCAAACUUUCAGCUUUUAAUGCAGGUUUGAAAAGCGGGAUGUAAAACUACGAACGUUUGAUUAACUGGUCAGAGGCCAACGUUGUUUCUACGAUAUAAUAUUUGGUGUAAACAGCAGUACUUGGAUGUUGUGAAGCUUGUUGUUAGCAUGAAUAAAGCACGACCUGCUGCGAGUGCCCGCUCAGACCACAGUGAGAUGGAUCCUGACGAGGCAGAGUUAGGCAAACUUCAGAGACAGCACAGGAUCAUGGAGAGAGAUCACCAGACGUACAAGAUCCAGGCCCAGAGGGAGAUCCACAAACAAGAGCAGGAGAUGGAGCAGCUGCUGAAGGAGCAGGACGAGCUGCAUCGGAAACUCGGUGCCUGUAAGAACGUUUCCCGCCUGCAGCAGGACAGCAAGAACAUCCGGUGUCUCCAGGCUCUGCUACAGGAGAGUGACGUGCUGGACGAGGAGAUCAAGGAAGAGAAGCAACGUCAGCGAGAGCUACAGAAAGAGAUCUCAAAGACGGAGCUGAAGGUGGCAGAGGUUAAAAAAGGAGAGGCCGGUAAGAGUUCUGCAGAAGGAUCUGAGAAACGGCAGACUCAGAAGGCCAUAACUAAUUUGCAAUACAAGCUGGACAAAGCCCUGACACGCUUCAACGAGCAGAUGAGUACAAACAAACGCCUGAGGCAGGAAGUGCAGACUCUUCACAUUGAGCGUGUCCGUUUCCAGCAGCUACGCAACAGGCUCAGCAAGGAACUGCAGGAAGUCCGCAAGAACACCGCAGAAGUUACCAACCUGUCUAAUGCUGCUUACGAUGCAAGGGUGGAGGUUCAGUCCAAGAUGACCAUGAUGCGAGAGAAGGCAGUGAAGGAAUGCGCCCAGUACAACGCUGAGAUGAAGGAACUGCAGAGAGUUAUUGCGUAUGAGAGCAACCUGAAAGGGUUCAUGAGCACCAAGUGCAAUGAGAAGAAUGAGGGCGACAGCGACCAGGGAAUGGGACCCAGACAAUUAUCGGAGCUAAAGGAGCAGAACAGGAUGGACUCGGACGAAGAGUUGCUGGACGCUCUAGAGGAGAUGUUUAAGAGGAAUCAAAUUGCGACAGGGGAGGAUGACCUAGACCUGCUGGUCACCAGGUUCAUCCAGGCUGAAGAUCGCAACUUUGCCCUCUAUAAUUUUGUUACUGAGCAAAACAAGGAGGCUGAGGCACUGAGGGAUGAAAUUAGCCAAAUCCAAGAAGAGAUGGAGCAGUUUCGGGUUAGAGGUUUACAGCAGGAGCAAGAUCAUCAGUCACAACUGAGAGACAUUGAUGUGAAACGAAAGGAAAUUGAACCUCAAGCGGAGGAUUAUGAAAACCAAGGCAGCAGCAUAAGCAAAAUCCUGGACGAGAUAAUGACAGGAAUAAACAGCAUCUUCUCUAAACUGGAGUGUGACCGCUCAAAGGUAGAGGAUCUGCUGGGUUCCUCUACAGGGAUCACUGAGAACAACAUCAUGUUCUACCUCGGUCUGCUGGAGCAGAAGACCAAUGAGCUGCUCACCAUACAAGCUUUCCUCAACUCUAAAGAUCCAGAAAAGGACUACAAUCCAAAAGAUCUGGCCCAAAUCCUUCUGGGUCAGAAUCCAGAACUACUUCAGCAGAGCAUUAGUAUUCAAACUGGAGUCAAUAGUGUGGACUAUGAUGCAGAAGAGUGUCCUGCUACUGAUGAGGAAGAACGACCGUUUUCACAUGCAGAACUUCGUGAAAGAAUAAUGAAGGAGGCUCUGCAGAAGGAGAGUCCUGCCCGGCGGGCAACAAAAAAAAGCCUCAAAGAUCAAUCCGGAGUUCACUGAGAGACGGCAGCUCCCUGGAAGAUGCACUAAUCUGACUCAGUGACCUGAUCAGUUAGUGUUAAUGUGCACAUAUUAAAAUCAUCAUUGACCGUGACAUAGAUCCACAGAGGCCGUGACUGCUGAUGGUACCAACUCGAUUGGCCAGCUGGACUGCUGCAGCUUUUACAAAUAAACAUUUAAGUCAUAUGUGUGUCACCUUUUAUGAUGAAUCAUUGGCAUGGCCUGCUCUAUUAUAUAUUGGUGUGAUUUGUUUAGUUGGAACUAAUUAGGUUUGUGGCUAUAAAGACUCUGGUAACCAGCUGUCCUUUUGAAGUGUGACCUGCCAUCUGGCUUUGACUAUAGAGUCUGGUUUGAGCAUAGCCCUCCCUCACUGGCAGCGCUUCAUUACACGUUACUCGCUGCUAUGCUCAAACAUAAAGGUUGGGGGCAGCAGAACCUUUUGUAAUUCUAAUUGGCCUGCUGAGACGCUGAUGCUGUUUCCAAAGAGGAGGUGAUGAGCUUCACUGUGCACACUGGUUUAGAACAGGUUUCUUUUUGUGGAAUCAUGGUAAUAAAUCUCACAUAUAUCUGGAUAAAACCCACUUAGUCCUGUUUUUUAAGUUUCCGUCCACCAUUGUGUUGCUUAAACACUAAAACAUUUGUUGCAUUCUUAUUUCACAUCAGACAUUUUUACUUAGAGUGUAUAUUACACUUAUUGAGCAUUUUGGAUUUAAUAAUUUUCUUAUUGUUUAUUUUCACUUGCUGCUUAUUUUCUCUUAUGUUUCUGUAUUUAUGGUGGUAACUUCACUCUUUCUGCUAUAACAACCAUAGACUGUAUACAGUCUGUGAUAGCAGCCUAAUUUUCCCUCAGGGAUUAAUAAAGUAUUUCUAUUCUAUUCUA